Molecule: messenger RNA, 2106 nt
Organism: Raphanus sativus (radish)
Lineage: Eukaryota; Viridiplantae; Streptophyta; Magnoliopsida; Brassicales; Brassicaceae
Exons: 3
Coding region: 534-1934 (466 amino acids)
Source: RefSeq, a predicted model, not a curated record
GCAGACAAACAAAACAAAACACACCACACCACACUCCUUUCUCUUCCCAUCCUGUCUUCCUCCACAGUCCAUAUUCUUCUCUUCUCUCUUUCUUCCCCCAAGAAGUAACACAAUUUCCCAGAUUCAAAGCUCUUUUCCUUUUUUAAAGUCUUUCAAAAGGAAUUAAAGAAUCUCAGCAACCAUCUCUUCUUAGUUCUUAUCUUCAGUUUCUUUUUCAAUUUCUUCAAUAGGGAGAUAAUUAACUCUAAUAAACUUCAGAAAAAGCAAAAGAAAACACACACAAAAAUUAAUCGUAACUUUCUCUUCUUUUUUUUUUUCUGUAUUAUCCCAUUCACUCACUUUAAAGUUUCUUCAGAGAUUCAAAACAAUAUCUUCGAGAAACUACUUCAAGUUUCUUCUACUCGUUCAACCUCAUGACCCACUUCUCAUAAAAAGCACCAACCAAUUCCAAAUUUCAAACAUUUUCUGUCUUCAGACAAGAUUCGAGACAAUCUUGUGUUCUGCUGAUUUAUCAAAAAAAUACAAAAAAAAAUAUGGAUCGGAAAAGAGGGUGCAAGAUCAGGAAGAGAGGUGGUUCUUCCUCCUCUUCCUCUUCACUAGCUCGUCAAAACCGCUUCAAACGCGCAAUUUUCGCCGGCAAAAGAGCCGCACAAGACAACGGCGGCUCAGGAACUCCCGUUAAGUCCAUCUCCGCCGCUAAAACUCCCGUACUCUUGUCCUUAUCGCCGGAGAAACAUCAUGUAGAUCAAUUUGAGAAACUCCCCGUCUCGGCAAGAAAGCUGGCGGCAACUCUGUGGGAGAUCAGCGACGGCGGUACAGAUCCUGCCCUAGACUCCGACAGAGAUAACUUGAGAAGCAAGAAACCGUCGAGAAACAGAAGGAAGAAACCAACAGAGAUCUCUUCCCAUGAUUUCCUACAAAACUCAUCCGAUCCCAUUUCCCGUUUUGGACCAGAGAGAAUCAUUCUCCAUGAAAGAGAAACAGUACAACAACUAAUCGAAUACAAAACCACCGGCACAAACUCGGUGAAAACUCGUUUCAAGAACGUCAGCGACGGUUUAACAACGUCUAAAGAGCUCGUGAAGGUCCUAAAACGUAUCGGUAAGCUCGGGGACGAUCACAAGACAGCAAGCAACCGUUUAAUCUCUGCUCUGGUUUGCGAACUAGACAGAACAAGGUCUUCUCUAAAGCAUCUGGUGAGUGAGUUCGACGAGGAGGAGGAGGAGAACAGGAGGUUAAUAGAGAAGCUUCGAGAAGAGGCGGUGGUCGAGAGAAAGCUGAGGCAGAGAACGGAGAAGAUGAACAUAAAGUUAGGGAGAGAGCUAGCGGAAGCUAAGGAAAGGGAGAGGAAGACGAAGGAGGAGAUGGAGAGAGAGAGGAGAGCGAGAGAUGUUCUCGAGGAGGUGUGCGAUGAGCUGGCGAGAGGAAUCGGAGAAGAUAAGAAAGAUAUGGAGAAAGAGAGGGAGAUGAUGCGUGUAGCUGAUGUUUUGAGGGAAGAGAGGGUUCAGAUGAAGCUUACGGAGGCGAAGUUUGAGUUCGAGGAGAAACACGCCGCCGUGGAGAGGCUGAAGAAGGAGCUCCGGAGGGUUCUUGAGGGAAAAGGGUCGUCGGAGAUUGGUCGGGUUCUAGAGAUAAUAGAUGGCUCUGAUGAGGAUGAGGAGGAGGAGGAGGAGGAGAGUGAUCUUAAGUCUAUUGAGCUGAACAUGGAGAGUGGAAGUAAGUGGGGUUAUGUUGAAAGCCAAUCUAGAUUUGUUGGCUCCGGCGAAGAUGAUGAUGAUCCUGUGGAGAAGAGAUCAGUGGUUGUUGAUAAUGGGGAGAGAGAUGAAUCUUUGAAGACUCUAAAAGAGUACAUUGUUUCUAAUAUGAGAUUCAUUGGUUCCUCAUCGUCGGAGCAGUGGAAUCACCGGCACUUACCAAGUGUGGAGUUUGUGUAAUCACACCGGAGCUAGAGCCGGCAAGAAAAAAAUAGUAUCAGUUUUUAAUGUGUAUAUGUAUUUUAUUCAAUUUAAUUUUUGGAUUUAAUCUUGCAGAAAGUAUCUUAACUGUCAUAAUUUAAAUACAAACCACCGUAAGUUACAUGUCUUAGUCAAAUCACUGUUUUUUCUA